This is a messenger RNA of Polyodon spathula (Mississippi paddlefish), 2257 nucleotides long. Its product is annotated as tetratricopeptide repeat protein 39A. NCBI's taxonomy places the organism in Eukaryota, Metazoa, Chordata, Actinopteri, Acipenseriformes, Polyodontidae. The record is from RefSeq and is a predicted model, not a curated record. Bases 543 to 2243 code for a protein of 566 amino acids. The transcript has 18 exons. Gene Ontology annotation, molecular function: protein binding.
CUCUUUCUCAAGGGUGUUUGAAUGAAAACACUGGAGGUAUUUUGUAGGUUUUUGACGGCAUGACAACGACUCGUUACUGUCUAUAUUCAAAUCUUACAACGCGGUACCUGUCUCUGCUAUAUAGUGUAUUCCAUUGUUUCAAAACUCAUUUCAAAACACACACAAAAACUAAUUUCAAAACACAAGCCCUCUCAUUUUGACCCACGUCUGGGUUGAUAUGAUGAUGCCGAUGAUAAAGAAUGCCCCGGUGUUUGAAAGGCAGCAGUAGCCGGGGGGGGGCUGGAAGAGCCGUUCCACUGUCCCGUCGCCCCCCCCCUGGAGCGGCCCCAGUGCCGGUGCGGGCGGUGCCGUUCCUGGAGUUCCAGCACAGCCGCUGUUUGCGCAGCAGGUGGAUUUGAGAGAGGCAGCCCGGACAGGAGCGGCUGCUUAUCCGCAUUGGCUGGGGGGGAGGUUUCCAAUUCCCAGCUUACCUGGGGGGGUUUAUAAUAUAUAUAUAUAAAAAGAAACAGUAUCCUUGAACCUGAGAUCGCGUUUGAGAAGCAAUGCUCGCCCCCGGAGAGUCGGCGGCCGGAGUCAGCGCCCCUGCAGACCUGGAGACAUGCUUGAAGGAGUGCAUGGAGGCUCUGGAUCUCUUUCUCAAUAACAAGUUUGAGGAGAGUCUGGAUAAACUGCGACCCCAGAUCAGUGACAGCAUGUACCACGCGCUCAUCUACGCGACCAUCCUGGGAAUGCGGGCCAUGAUGACCUUCGAGCACGAUGACAUCAUUAACGCCGGCCGCACCAUGAAGGAGGCGCAGGCGGUGUGCCAGAGGUUUCGGAAGAAGUUGACGGUGGUUGGCAAGAUGUCCAAACCCACUGGAGAGGGUUUUACAGAAGACGAGCUCCAUGCUGAGACUUGCUAUGCAGAGUGUUUGCUUCAGAGAGCUGCCCUCACUUUCCUGCAGGAUGAAAGCAUGGUGAGUUUUCUCAAAGGAGGGAUGAAAGUGCGCAGCAGCUACAUGAUUUACAAAGAGCUCCAUCCGCUCACCCAGACUCGCGACUUCAGCAAAGGACCGAACCACAGCCACCUGGAAGGGGGGGUGUCGCUGGGGAUCGGCGCCUUCAACCUGACGCUGUCUCUUUUCCCUCCUCGGAUUUUGAAGCUGCUGGAGUUUGCAGGGUUUUCUGGGGACAAGGAGUACGGCCUGGCUCAGCUUCACGAAGGAGCCUCCUCUCUGAACCUGCGCUCUCUGCUGUGUACCAUGCUGCUGCUGUGUUACUACACCUUCCUCACCUUCAUCCUGGGGACCGGUGACGAUGACAUCUCUGAUGCAGAGCGCUUAAUCAAGCCAUACCUGAGCCGCAGACCCCAAUAUGCAAGUCAAUUAUUAGGGGCGAUAUUCCUGUUUUUCGCUGGCAGGAUAGAAGAAAUCAAGGGGAAUAUAAACAAGGCGAUCUCUCUCUUCGAGGAUGGCUGUGCUGCCCAGCAGGCAUGGAAGCAGUUCCAUCACAUGUGUUACUGGGAGCUCAUGUGGUGCUUCAGCUACAAGCAGGUCUGGAGGAUGGCUUACUUCUACGCAGACCUGCUGAGCAAGGAGAGCCGCUGGUCCAAGGCCAUGUACGUGUUUAUGAAAGCCGCCUGCCUCAGCAUGUUAGCCCCGGGAGAGGAGCGCCCCUUUGGGGACGAUGAGGUUGAGCUCUUCAGGCAGGUGCCCUCCUACAAGCAGAAGAUCGCUGGGAAGUGCCCCCCCACGGAGAAGUUUGCAAUCCGCAAGGCUCAGCGCUACAACACUGACAACCCCAGCAAGCUGCCUGUGCCUGUGUUGGAAAUGAUGUACAUGUGGAACGGCUUUGCAAUGAUUGAGAAAGACGAGGCGCUGACCCGAGGGGUGAUGGAGACGCUGCUGGAGGCCGAACGCAAGCUGCACGAAGGCCCAGUGAAUGAGUAUUUGAUUGACGAUUGCUGUGUCAUCACCCUGCUGAAGGGUCUGUGCUUCAGGAAUCAGGGGCAGAUCGACAGGGCAGAGGCCUGCUUCACACACAUCUGCACCAGCAGAUUCAGUCAUGAUGACUAUCUGGUGCCCAAUGCUCUGCUGGAGUUGAGUUUGAUGUACAUUUCACUGGGACGCAAGGAAGAGGCGAUCAAACUGCUGCAGCGUGCCAAGCACAACUACAAGGAGUACUCGAUGGAGUCUCGCACACAGUUCAGGAUUCACGCUGCGCUCAGCAGAUUGAAAGCCGUGCCGAAGGAGGAUGACUUAUAAUGACAGCCUAUAGA